AAAGACCCUGGCCGGGGAAUGGGUUGCCACUCCUAAUCGUGCUGUUCUACAAAAAUUGCAGAACCCAGAAGAACUCCCAUACUCCCUUCCUUUUUUCUCUCACACAACAAAGCCUAUCCCCCUCUACUGUUAAAACCCGAAGCAGAAUACCCCCUCCCUGUACGGCUUCGGAGAGAGAGAGAGAGAGGGGGCAAAAGAGCCGAAAUUGAAGCUGUGAAAGUGUUGCAGAAGAGUAAAUAAUGGGGGAUGCGGUGAAGGAUGAUCUUCUUGCGAACGUGCAUUCCACCGUGUUCAAAGAAUCAGAUUGUCUGGAGGGGAAAUGUGUUAAGAUUGAGGGUUACGAUUUCAAUCAAGGAGUAAACUAUUCUCAGCUUCUCAGAUCCAUGGUCUCCACAGGGUUUCAAGCCUCCAAUUUGGGAGAUGCCAUCGAAGUCAUUAAUCAAAUGCUAGAUUGGAGGCUCGCUGAUGAGAGUAUAACAAAAGAUUGCAGUGAGGAGGAGAGGGAUCCGACCUACAGAAAGUCUGUGAGAUGCAAAGUUUUCCUGGGUUUUACAUCAAAUCUUAUAUCUUCUGGUGUUAGGGAUGUGGUUCGCUAUCUUGUUGAGCAUCAUAUGGUUGAUGUAGUGGUUACAACAACUGGUGGCAUCGAAGAAGAUCUUAUAAAAUGCCUUGCACCCACAUAUAAAGGUGAGUUUACUCUACCUGGAGCCUAUUUACGCUCAAAAGGACUAAACCGCAUUGGUAACUUGUUGGUUCCUAAUGACAACUACUGCAAAUUCGAGGACUGGAUAAUUCCCAUUUUUGACCAGAUGUUGAAGGAACAGAUUGAAGAGAAUGCAUUGUGGACGCCAUCUAAGGUGAUCGCCCGCUUGGGAAAAGAAAUUAAUGACAAGAGUUCAUACCUCUACUGGGCGUACAAGAACAACAUUCCAGUUUACUGUCCAGGCCUAACAGAUGGCUCACUAGGGGACAUGUUGUACUUUCAUUCCUUCCGCAACCCAGGUUUGAUCAUCGACAUAGUGCAAGAUAUUAGAGCCAUCAAUGGUGAAGCAGUCCAUGCAAGCCCUAGGAAGACUGGUAUUAUAAUUCUUGGAGGGGGGCUUCCUAAGCAUCACAUUUGCAAUGCCAAUAUGAUGCGUAAUGGUGCAGAUUAUGCUGUGUUCAUCAAUACUGCACAAGAGUUUGACGGGAGUGACUCUGGAGCUCGCCCAGAUGAGGCUGUAUCAUGGGGGAAAAUACGAGGUUCUGCUAAGACUGUGAAGGUACAUUGCGAUGCAACCAUUGCUUUCCCUCUACUGGUUGCAGAAACAUUCGCCUCAAGGGAGAAAGAAUUCCAUCAGGACUAAGGCUCUAUACUAUUUUUGGCUAAGUGCAGAUUCAUUUAAUUAAACAACUACCGCACUUGAUAAUGUUCUUAAUCAGCUGAAAAAUAUUACUGGAAUUUUGGAAGACUGAUCUUCUGCCUUUGGAAAACAGCCAUAAAUUGGUCAAUUUUUAAAAGGGUAAGUUAUAAUUGAUCUUCCUGUAAUGAAGUUUAAUUAGGAUUAAACUUCUUUGUGGUGAGGAUUAUAAAUUAAUUAAAUUUUAACAAAUCACCAUCUAUUUUGGACCCUGGUUGAUUUGAUCUUUUUGAAAGCCUUGUUACGAAGGCAUCUUAAUAGAGCCAUGGUGAUGGCAGGUUGUAAGUGUUCUGUUAUCGGUUGUCAUGUCAAAUAACUGAUGAUAUCACAACCUGUAUUAAUUAAUGUAUUAUUAUUUUU
This is a messenger RNA of Corylus avellana, 1760 nucleotides long. RefSeq names its product deoxyhypusine synthase (gene DHS). The record is from RefSeq and is a predicted model, not a curated record. Gene Ontology annotation, molecular function: deoxyhypusine synthase activity. Gene Ontology annotation, cellular component: cytoplasm. Gene Ontology annotation, biological process: peptidyl-hypusine biosynthetic process. Lineage: Eukaryota; Viridiplantae; Streptophyta; Magnoliopsida; Fagales; Betulaceae.